CAGCUGGCUCUGUCUACGCAUGCGCGCUGCGUCCGCUCUGCUUCUUCCCCCUCCUCCCCCGCACCUCUGGAUCUGUCCAAAGGAAGGGAGGAGGGCCCUCGUCGUCCCCUUGGAGAGGCCUUGCCACUGCCGGCACCAUGAGUGGGAAGUCCCUGCUGCUGAAGGUGAUCCUCCUUGGGGACGGAGGUGUUGGGAAGAGCUCCCUGAUGAACCGCUACGUGACCAAUCGGUUCGACUCGCAGGCCUUCCACACCAUCGGGGUGGAGUUCCUCAACCGGGACCUGGAGGUGGACGGGCGAUUUGUCACACUCCAGAUCUGGGACACAGCCGGUCAGGAGCGCUUCAAGAGCCUACGGACGCCCUUCUACCGGGGGGCCGACUGUUGCCUGCUGACCUUCAGCGUGGAUGACCGGCAGAGCUUCGAGAACCUGGGCCACUGGCGGAAGGAGUUUGUCUGCUACGCCAACGUCCGGGACCCUGACCGCUUCCCCUUUGUGGUCCUGGGUAAUAAAGUGGACAAGCUGGAGCGGGCGGUGGGGCCCGAGGAGGCCCGGGCCUGGUGCCUGGAGCAUGGCAACUACCCCUACCUGGAGACCAGUGCCAAGGAUGACACCAACGUGGCUGUGGCCUUCGAGGAGGCUGUGCGGCAGGUGCUGGCUGUGGAGGAGCAGAUGGAGCACUGCGUGAUGGGACAUACCAUUGACCUCCGCUCUGGUGCCAAGUCCAGGUCCUCCUGUUGCUGAUGGUGGCCCAGCAAUGGACCGUUCCAUCUGGUCAGAGCUGGCAGGCUGAGAUCUGCUCUUGUUGGGGCAGGAGGAUGGUGGAUAAGAGCCACCAGAGAGGGCCCGGGGGUUGAGCCACCCGUUCCACCUGUGGCGAGUGGCAACCACGUCUUCUGCUCUCGGGCAGUGCAAGACGGACUCUUUCCCCACCAUCCCCUGAGCCUGAGAUUCUGAAAGAGUCCCAGAGAAUGAGAGGACACUGUCACUAACUUUCCCCUUCUUGACUCUGCCCUUAACUAGCCAGGAAAGGGUUGCUGGGAUCAACAGCACCCAUUGACCACAACUUCUCCAGAGCUUACCCAAGUGUUGUGGUGCUCCUGCCUGAGAAGUAAGGCCAGGAAAUGGACCUGGGAUAUGAGGGCAUGAGCAGAGAGAUGGCACACGUGAGCCACAAACUGGUUAACAUGAGCGUGCUAAACCCAGGUUUCUCCAUCUUCCUGCAGUGGAGCAGAAGAUGCUGAAUUUUGUCCAUCUUAUAUCUUGUGUCCAGGGAGAAAAAUGCUUUAUCACACCAAUGGCCACUAUUGAGGGAGUCAGUGACCCUGGAGGAGUCUUUUCUUGCUGACCACCACCACACUUGCUGGGGAGCAAGUGAGCAGAUUCUAGCCCCCCACCCCGCCGCUUUGCUCUUUGAGUGACAGCCGGGUGCCCUCUGCUGGGCCCUGCUGGAAACAGCAGGAUACAUCACUGAAUUGGAAGACUUCAGUCUGGAAGGAUUCCCCAUCAGCUCUCUUCAUCCUCCACAUCCAGAAAAAUGCAGGAUCCACUGACCCUCUUAGAGGCCCCUAAGACUUCUUUCUGCCUUCAUGUGGCUCUGUAUGUCCAGCAGCCAGGAAGACUUUGGGAUGGACAUGGGUUUUGCCAAUUGUUUUUAUGUCAGGAGCGACUUGAGAAACUGCAAGUCACUUCUGGUGUGAGAGAAUUGGCCAUCUGCAAGGAUGUACCCAGUGGAUGCCUGGAUGUUUUGAUGUUUUACCAUCCUUAUGGGAGGUUUCUCUCAUGUCCCCGCAUGGGGAGCUGGAGCUGACAGAGGGAGCUCAUCUACGCUCUCCCCAGAUUUGAACCUCAGACCUGUCGAUCUUUAGUCCUGCUGGCAAAAGGGUUUAACCCAUUGCAUCACCGGGGGCUCCUUGGUUUUGCCAGUGGGAGACAUAGACUUCCCAGUCACUUGCUUGCUUCCCCUGCUGCCUGCCACUUUUCACGGUUCUGCAAAUAGGGGUCGAUUUGCUUGAGCUCAACACAGGAGUGGGAAGGGAAAGGGGCACAACCAGUCUGUAUUUGAGCCAAUAAAAAUGUGAAUGUAUUAAAGGGAUGCAAAAUGUC
Molecule: messenger RNA, 2105 nt
Organism: Anolis sagrei ordinatus
Lineage: Eukaryota; Metazoa; Chordata; Lepidosauria; Squamata; Anolidae
Source: RefSeq, a predicted model, not a curated record